GGGGCCCCACCCGGCGCGCGCGGGGCGCGGGGCGGCGCGCGGCGGUGCGGCAGGAGGGCGCGCGGCGCGCGGACAAUACCGGGGCGGCGGCGGCGGCGGCUCGGCCUCGAUCGGCUCGGCCCGGACUCGAUCGGCUCCGCUCGGCUCCAUUCGGCUCCGCUCGGCUCGGCUCGGUUCGGCCCCGCCCCGGCUCGGCCCCGGUCCCGGCCCCGCUCGGCUCGGCUCGGCACCGCUCGGCUCGGCCCGGCCCGGCCCGGCAGGAUGCUGGCGCUUUUCAACAAGCUGCUGGACUGGUUCCGGGCGCUGUUCUGGAAGGAGGAGAUGGAGCUGACGCUGGUGGGGCUGCAGUACUCGGGCAAGACCACCUUCGUCAACGUGAUCGCGUCAGGACAGUUCAAUGAAGACAUGAUCCCAACGGUGGGCUUCAACAUGAGGAAGAUCACCAAGGGGAACGUUACCAUAAAGCUCUGGGACAUCGGUGGCCAGCCGCGGUUCCGCAGCAUGUGGGAGAGGUACUGCCGUGGAGUGAGUGCCAUCGUGUACAUGGUGGAUGCUGCUGACCAGGAGAAGAUAGAGGCCUCCAAGAAUGAACUGCACAACCUGCUCGACAAGCCACAGCUCCAGGGCAUCCCGGUCCUAGUCCUGGGGAACAAGCGAGACCUGCCUGGUGCCUUGGAUGAGAAAGAGCUCAUUGAGAAGAUGAACCUCUCUGCCAUCCAGGACCGAGAGAUUUGUUGCUACUCCAUCUCCUGCAAAGAAAAGGACAACAUCGACAUCACCCUACAGUGGCUUAUCCAGCACUCGAAGUCUAGGAGAAGCUGAGAUCCCGCAGGCUGCCGUUCACGUUGGGAAGAUGCCAUUGUACAAGCCCAUGCCCCUUCUCUCUUCUCCUCUGUCCCUUCAGCUCUCUCUCUAGAUGGGUAUUUUUAGGGGACCCCAGACUCCGCUCGCGUUGAGGUGGAGCCCUUGUUUUUAUUGUAAAGAAAACGUCCCAACUGCCCUCCUCUCCUCUCUCUGUUCUCUUCCUCCCUGUUUUGGCACUGUUCUGUUGUUGUCUGUGUAUACAGUAUAUAUAUAUAUGUAUAUAUAUUUCAAUUUUUUAAUUUAAGCGGUAGCGCUGUUACUAAACUGGGCCCUCUGAGCAGGAGGAAGGCUGUGGGCUCCCCGAGGCUGGCCGAGGGUCAGCACUGCGAGGAAGGGGAGGGUAGGGGCAGAAGGCAGCCCCUUGGGGAUGGGGCUGUGCCAGGCUGCGGGCAGGUCCCCUGGGGCUCCCUUGUCCCUUCCCCUGCCUGUACCCUCCGGCAGAGAGCAUCCUGGGGGUGUUGGGGGGAUGCCACCCCCCCGGGUUCCUCGCCCCUUCUGGGGGACAGGGAUUAGUGACAACUAAGUGUCAGCCUCCCCCCGCACUGCCUCUGGCUGCUGUGCCGCUGCCCCAACCCCUCCUCGAUGCCCUGGGCUGCUUGUCCCCCUGCCCUUUGUGUUCCCCCCCCUGCCCUGCAAACCCCCAGGCUGUGCACAUGGCCUGGGCCACAUCCUGCUCUGCUGCCCCGUCCUGCUGCUCUGCUGUGCUGGGGCUGCAAUCUGAGGGGAUGGUGCCAGCGCAAGGGGGGGGACAGCGAUGCCAGCAGCCCCGUGGGGAGCACGGGGCUGGCUCGUGCCUCCCCCACUACCCCAGAGGGGGCCAAAAGACAUCUCCUGAGUGGGGGCUGCUCCCAAGGGCAUUGCACAGGGAGGGAGGGAUGCAGGGAGACACGCACAGGGCUGCGACAGCCCCCGUGCACCCACCGGAGCUGGGGGGUGAUGCUCAUCAUGCCAGUGCUGCCCUGGCUGGGGUGGGGGGGGACAUAUGGGGCACAGUUGGGUCCAUUCUGCAGGUGGGGAGGUGAGAGGAAAUCGGGGGGGGGGGUGAGGGAGGCUGUGCCCAUCGGUGCUGGCUUUUGGGGGCCAGUCCGGGGGGGGGUUAACGGGGCCGGGGGACGUGGUGGUAGGGGCAGGGGGGGCACGUAGUGGGUCAGGGCAGCAGCACAGCGGGAGGCAGCUGCCUGUCCCCAGCAGUGCUGGGAGAGGGGGGGCCCCGGGGGCAUGGAGGGGGGGGCUGUGGGGUCCCUCUCCCAGCCAUGGUGGGGCCGGGGGCUUCUCUUCUCUUCUUGUUUUUGCAGAGUUGCACAAAGAGAGGUUUCCUUCUCUUUAUUUUUUUUCUUUUAAUUUAAUUAAUUGUAAAGUGUUGUCACACCCCCCACCCCCUUUUUCUUUUUUUUUUUUUUUUUUUAAGAGAUAUUUUGGAUAUAAUUUGGAUUUGUUGGGAAAUGAUUCUUGUUACUGUACAAUUUUGGGUUUGUUUUUCUUUUUUUUGCCUCCCUAAUGAUGAUAAUAAAUUAACAAUUUUGCCUUGGG
Molecule: messenger RNA, 2394 nt
Organism: Strigops habroptila (Kakapo)
Lineage: Eukaryota; Metazoa; Chordata; Aves; Psittaciformes; Psittacidae
Gene: ARL8A
Product: ADP ribosylation factor like GTPase 8A
Exons: 7
Coding region: 262-822 (186 amino acids)
Biological process (GO): protein transport; anterograde axonal transport
Cellular component (GO): lysosomal membrane
Molecular function (GO): GTPase activity; GTP binding
Source: RefSeq, a predicted model, not a curated record